Pochonia chlamydosporia 170 is the source of this 2106-nucleotide messenger RNA. RefSeq lists its product as hypothetical. The coding region runs from base 1 to 2106 and encodes 701 amino acids. The transcript has a single exon. Lineage: Eukaryota; Fungi; Ascomycota; Sordariomycetes; Hypocreales; Clavicipitaceae. The record is from RefSeq and is a predicted model, not a curated record.
AUGACCGACUGUCUUGAGGGAACAGGUCAUCAGGAUCAAGAGUCCAGUAUCUAUCCCCAUGGCACAAUCACCACACCCGUAGAGCCGGAGAAUGCUUUGGUUAGCGACGAUGAAUAUUCACAAAGACUUCAAGAACUAGCGGAUUUGCCCAAAGUCCGCACCAACAUCCAGGGCCUGUCCGGUGUUAUGUUCGCAUUGACACUUCCGAUGCCCAUGGAAUUCAGUAUUUUGCACAGCGUCAUAAGCAUGUCCGCGGCGAUGCCGUCUGAGCUUUUCGAUUUGCAUUGUGAAGGCCGUGUUCUGAGGCCAGGUAUUCAUAGAUUGCGGGACGAAACCACACUGCGGAUUGUCUUGAGGAAUCCAAACAUGUUCACGCCAUUCAGCAAAAUUGCCACCCUAGAUAUCAAGACUCGCACGCACGGCGACUUCCUUCUGGACCUAGAGCGCCCUUAUGACAGUUUAGUUGCGCAUGUCAAGGCACAAAUACAGGGGCUGAUAAAUAGACCAGCUGAGCAAUUCCAAUUGUACUUUGGAAACAAGCCCAUCGAAAGCGGAUACUAUCUUUGGUGUUAUGGUGUCUGGGACAAAGCGCCUGUGGUCCUCGAGAUUCUCAACCGCCAGCUCCCACGGCCUCCUCGAUACCAAGCGUUAGUCGACUUUGUCAAGACUCUUCUUUCUCCUCCAGAGGCCCCUCGUGGCGCUUUGCCAGCACGAUCAGUGAAAGACGGAAAUGCGGAUGAGAAGCACGGAUCAAGAUCAGCAGAAGAGGCCUCAUAUAAUGGUUUACAUGCUGAGCAGCCUGAGGCAUUACAGAAGCGAACAAACUCACAGCAACAAGCUCGUUCAACUGAAAGGCAACCUAACGAAAAGCACCCAGGCAACGAUCCUGACGAGACGACUCCGAAGGUGUCAGCAGAAGCAAGUAGCCAGCCAUGUCCUACGGGCAAGUUGGAAUCUCAAGCACAUUCACUUCACAUGGCCACGCCCACCUACAGUAAUGUCUCUGUAGAGACAGCCGUGGAACCGAUUUCUUCUUGGGGUGUUGAACCUGUUCCAAAGACGCAACGGCGAGCCAUGCAAGCAACCCAAGAUGCGUCAACAUCAACAGUACCAACAGGGUUGCCAUUGUCUUCCCCCUCAGCUCUGGCGGCAGAUGAUCCUCACGAUGACAAUCUCUAUUCGGAUGCGGCUGACCCAAGCACCGCACAGAUGAUGCCUAUUGAGCACACUCAUUAUGCGGGUGGUGGGCUUGGAGCACGCGUGGCUGAGACUAUUGACGGACAACAAAGGGUGCCACAAUUAGAUUCAUCUCAUCCAGCUGUUCCUGAUGUUUUACAAGAUUACGAACAAAUCCAGGAGACAAUACCCAGACUGACAAUUGAAGAAGAAGCUGCAGGAAACAAAAUAACUAGUGCUACCAUCAAUUUCUGGGUCAGAGAGAUUUCUUGCGCUGAUACCGCGAAUCUGGCUGUGAUUGCUGGCAUCGUUGACCUAAAUCCCUAUGCAGGGGCAACAAGGAGAAGCCACAAGAUUACCUGCAAGCCCGCAAAGGGUAUGAUUGGUGCCGAGAUUAUGCUCGCGGCGGUAAAGACUGGGCUUGAGACGGUCAAGUCAAUCCAAUUCGAAUUAGAAGAUGUGAUAUCAUUGAAAGACUUUCAGUCCACAUUCUGCAGUGAGGGAAGGCGAACCACUGCCGGCCGGCAUGGUACAAACGAUAUCAUCCGUUUCGAUGUGCAGGGUCUGGAUGGAGAUGCAAACCGUCUAUGUGCGGUGCUUGCUGAGACAGAUACCUUGUCAUCGUCUGCUCGAUGGGUCACACUCUAUAUUACCAAGCUCCCGCCGCCUCGAAUCCCUACUCCUCCACCUCCACCAGUAGUUAAAAGGAAACCACGAGUACGACCAACGCAAGAACCGGUUGCGUCUAUAACAGCGACAAAUCCUCCGGAGUGUGUUACGGCAGAGCAGGAAUACGUGGGCAGCCCAUCAAAACCACCAGCCAAACUUGAUACGGCUACCACUAUCGAUCCAGCGACAGUGAAACAGAAGAGGCGGUCCAAGAUUUCGGGGUUUGCUAAGUCGUUGUUGAAAUCGAAGAAGCGGGAGUAA